CCCUCGAGAAUUCUUCGAACCAGAGACCGAGUCCUGUAGUCGAUGCCCGGUGCCUUCUGCGAUCUUACGAGAGAGAGGAAGAUGGAUUGGCAUAGAUGUUUUUUGGUAUUGUUUUGGAUUGCUGUUAUAUUACCAAUUGUUUCAUCAAAAGAGCAACUGAGCUCAAGGGAAUGUGAGGAUCUGGGUUUUACAGGCCUUGCUCUUUGCUCUGAUUGCAACACUUUAGCUGAGUAUGUCAAAAAUCUAGAGUUAGUAUCUGACUGUUUGAAGUGCUGUACUGAGGAUUCUGAUGACUCCAUGAGCAAGAUUACUUAUUCUGGUGCAGUACUGGAGGUUUGCAUGAGGAAAUUAGUGUUCUAUCCUGAAAUUGUCGGUUUCAUUGAAGAGGAGAAGGACAAGUUUCCUACGGUUAAAGUUAAAUAUGUGUUCAAUUCACCACCAAAGUUGAUCUUGCUGGAUGAUGAGGGUAAACAGAAAGAAGCCAUCAGAAUUGACAACUGGAAACGCGAACACGUGUUGCAGUUCCUGCGCGAGAAGGUUAAGUCGGCUUCAUCCUAACUGUGUUUUGGUUUUGUUAUUCUCUCCUUGAGUUGUCUUUAAUUAAUUUUUACUCUGUGUUGAACAAACAUCAAAUUCAAAAAGAAUGAUGUAGUAGUAAACUCUUUAGACACCAAUUACUCUCUUAUUUUUCCUCUUCAUUAUAUAUGAUGACUGAGUCAAGGUUGGGUUAGAUUCGAUUUAGUUCAAGACUUGAGAAACUCCAGAACUGAAUCAAACCUUGGUUCGUUA
Messenger RNA from Manihot esculenta (cassava), 789 nucleotides. Its product is annotated as selenoprotein F. Gene Ontology annotation, molecular function: oxidoreductase activity. The transcript is spliced from 4 exons. The record is from RefSeq and is a predicted model, not a curated record. NCBI's taxonomy places the organism in Eukaryota, Viridiplantae, Streptophyta, Magnoliopsida, Malpighiales, Euphorbiaceae. The coding region runs from base 43 to 558 and encodes 171 amino acids. Gene Ontology annotation, cellular component: endoplasmic reticulum lumen.